Molecule: messenger RNA, 2095 nt
Organism: Notechis scutatus (mainland tiger snake)
Lineage: Eukaryota; Metazoa; Chordata; Lepidosauria; Squamata; Elapidae
Source: RefSeq, a predicted model, not a curated record
AUUUCCAUCAGAAAAAACUACCCAAUUCUUCUCCUUCCACAGCAAUUGAGAGACAAAGGAAAGAAAAUCAAUGAGAGAUUUUGAGCUGGAAAAAGUAGAGUAUGUGGAAAUCAAGGACACAAUAUACAAAAAGCUCAAGGGAGAUUUUUUUUUCCAUUCAGAAAAAGAGGCAAAUAUCUGGAAGUGAGUGGGGAGCUAAAGGUUAAUUGGAUGAGCACAUAGGGCAGACAAUAAGACAAGUGUUGCCGUGGGAGGAAGAAAAGGGCUUAAAUCAAAGCACCACUAAACAAGGGAUCACAUAUAUUUUUGACCUUCUCAAGAAUAUCAGUGGUGGAAAAGCUCGAUAGUUGUGCCUAUUACGGAUAAAGCAGACUUCAAAUCGCAAGUGAUUAAGCAGGGAAGAAUCCACACUGGAGAAACCACAUAUAAAUGAUCUGAAUGUGGCAAAAGCUUUUGUUAGAUCCUUUCAGUUCGCAGAAGAAUCCACCUGGCAGAGAUGCCCUACAAGUGCUUCGAAUGUAGUAAAUCCUUUAAGAAAAAUGGCAACUUGUUGAUACAUCUGAGGACUCAUAGCAGCGAGAAGCCGCAUGACUGUCCAGAUUGUGGGAAACAUUUCAUUGGAUAUUCCCACUUCGUGAGACACCUGAGGACUCACACGGGAGAGAAACCUUUUGAAUGUCAUGAUUGUGGGAAAAGUUUCAGUUAUAAUUCCGAACUGGUAAGGCAUCAGAGAACUCACACAGGAGAGAAACCCUUUGAAUGUUCUCUUUGUGGGAAAAGUUUCAGUCAGAAUUCUGACCUCGUGAAACACCAGAGGACUCACACAGGAGAGAAACCCUUUGAAUGUCGUCUUUGUGGGAAAAGUUUCAGACAAAAUUCCAGCCUGGUAAGUCAUCAGAGGACUCACACAGGAGAGAAACCUUUUGAAUGUCCUGUUUGUGGGAAAAGUUUCAGUCGGAAUUAUCUCCUGGUGAUCCAUCAGAGUACUCACACAGGAGAAAAACCCUUUGAAUGUCCCAUUUGUGAGAAAAGUUUCAGACAGAAUUAUGACUUGGUGAUACACCAGAGGACUCACACAGGAGAGAAACCGUUUGAAUGUCUUGUUUGUGGGAAAUGUUUCAGUCAGAAUUCCAGCCUCAUAAGUCAUCAGAGGACUCAUACAGGAGAGAAACCCUUUGAAUGUUCUGUUUGUGGGAAAGGUUUCAGCAAGAAUUCCAACCUGGUAACACAUCAGAGGACUCACACAGGAGAAAAACCCUUUGAAUGUCCUGUUUGUGGGAAAAGUUUCAGUCAGAAUUCUGACCUGGCGAAACACCAGAGGACUCACACUGGACAGAAACCCUUUGACUGUCGUCUUUGUGGGAAAAGUUUCAGACAGAAUUCUGACUUGGUGAAACACCAGAGGACUCACACAGGAGAGAAACCUUUUGAAUGUCCUGUUUGUGGGAAAAGUUUCAGUCGGAAUUAUCUCCUGGUGAUCCAUCAGAGUACUCACACAGGAGAAAAACCCUUUGAAUGUCCUGUUUGUGGGAAAAGUUUCAGACAGAAUUAUGAAUUGGUGAAACACCAGAGGACUCACACAGGAGAGAAACCCUUUGAAUGUCCAGUUUGUGGGAAAAGUUUCAGUCAGAAUUCUUAUCUGGCAGAACACCAGAGGACUCACACAGGAGAGAAACCCUUUGAAUGUCCUCUUUGUGGGAAAGGUUUCAGCCAGAAUUCCACUCUGGUAACACAUCAGAGGACACACACAGGAGAAAAACCCUUUGAAUGUCCUGUUUGCGGGAAAUGUUUCUGUUACAAUUCCAGCCUGGUGAGCCAUCAGAGGACUCACACAGGAGAGAAACACUUUGAAUGUUCUGAUUGUGGGAAAAUUUUCAGUCAGAAUUCUCACCUGGUGAACCAUCAGAGGACUCACUUAGGAGAGAAACCCUUUGAAUAUCUUGAUUGUGGGAAUAGUUUCAUUGACAAUUCUUACCUGGCAAAACACCGUAGGACUCAUGCAGGAAAGAAACCCUUUGAAUGUCCUCUUUGUGGGAAAAGUUUCAGGCAGAAUUCUCACCUAGUGAGCCAUCAGAGGACUCACACAAGAGAAUAA